ACUAAACUCAAUCUUUUAGUGUUUAAUAUUUCACAAAUACAGUAUGAAUUAUUUUCAAAGAAAUAAGGUAUCGUCUAUAAGUCAAUAGUGUGUAUUGACUAACUGUUACUGUGCAAUUUAAUGUCAUUAAUUACAGUGUUACACGUGCGUUUCCUUCGUAUGAACGCUGUUGCUAAUAAGAAAAUGAUCAAUAGGGGUCACUGUUUCCCCUCUUUCUUUCGUCUGUUUGUUUGGGUUUCUAAGAUACGGGUGAUGUUCGCGUCUCUGUUGGAAUUAAAUUCCUGUAGCAGGUCGCUGAAAAGUUGCAUUAAAGUGCUUCGAGAUGUCAGAAACAGACGGGGACCGUAAUGGAGUGAAGUCGAAGGGCGUGUUUUCUACGUUGGUGGCCGACGGGAGUUGGUUGUACCUGAAAGGAGAGUAUAAAAAGGCCAUAGAGAGUUACACUACAGCUCUGACUCUAAGGCCCAAUGAGAAGAGUUGUCUCAUUGGCCGCUCCAAGUGUUACCUGAAGCUGGGGCAACAUGAAAAUGCCUUAAGAGAUGCUGAAGCUUCACUCAAAGAAGACAAGACAUUCUUUGAGGGAUUACAUCAGAAAGCAGAAGCUUUAUACCACAUGGGAGAAUUUGAGUUUGCGCUGGUUUUUUACCACAGGGGACAAAAGCUUCGUCCACAAAUACAGGAGUUCAGACUGGGAAUUCAGAAAUCACAGGAGGCUAUAGAAACCUCUGUUGGUGACCCGUCGUCUAUUAAACUAGAAAUAAAAGGUGACCUUUCAUUUCUCCAAAAAGAUGAGGAAGUGAGUAUUCGAUCACAGCCUUUAACCACUGUUCAGCAUCAACCAAAGGACAAUAAAACCCGAAAGGUACCUAAGAACAAAAAGACGACCAAACAACUGCUGGGGGAGUUUUAUGGUGACAAGCUUUAUCUGGAAAACCUGAUGAAAGAUAAAGACUUGGUUAAAGGCAAGACGAGGGGCGGGGAACAUCUGCAGGACGUCAUCCAAAGCUGCUUGACGUAUCUGGACACGUGUACCGAGUUAUUGAUCCAAGAGAAACCUGUCUGCACGCAGGAGAAAGACAGAAAGCAGGUGCAGCCAAAAUGUCAAAGAUCCUGUUCCAGUGCACCCUCUGAUCCUACGCGGUUUCUGUUGAAGAGCCUCAAUGAAAUCGACGCAGAAAUGACAGCUGGAAAUGCGGCGGUGAGUCUCAAGAAAGCAAAGGAUAUCUUGACGGUGGUAGAAAGGUGGUCAGAGAAAGAAGUACCUGAUAGGAAAGAGAUACUGGGCAGCCUGCACAGCUGCAUUGGAAAUGCUCUGAUAGACCUGGGGGAUAUGGACGCAGCGCUGCAGCAUCAUCAAAAAGACUUGAAGUUGGCAGAACAGAGAAGCAACACGGAAGCUACAUCCAGAGCUCUGGACAACAUCGGCAGAGUCUAUGCCCAAACUGGACAGUUCACCAAGGCCAUUGAGUUCUGGGAAAAAAAGAUUCCACUUCUACGCAGCGCUUUGGAGAAGACCUGGAUUUUUCACGAGAUCGGUUGGUGUUACCUGGAGCUUGGUGACUACGAAGAAGCCCGAGACUACGGCUUGCGUUCGCUCGCUGUCGCUGAAGAAAUUGGCGAUGAGAAGUGGCAGCUAAAUGCUAACGUGUUGGUGGCACAAUCAGAAAUGAAACUAGGACUCUACGAAUCCUGCGUCAGAAGCUUUGAGAAAGCCUUAACCUGUGCUAGCCUAAAGCAAGACCACUCCGCCAUGAACGCCAUCCAGAAGGCUCUGGAUGAAGCAAAACAACACGUGUCUGAUUGAAAAUGACUCCAGUCGAGACCGAAACAUCUUCCUUUGACUGCUUCCUUUAAGGGUCACCACAGUGAUCUUCAGGAUCAAUUCUGGGACUAGUACCCUUGAGGGUCAUCUCAGUACCCUAGUUGUCCAAGGGUCAUGACAAUGACCCUAUGAUUCAGGCUUCAACAGAGGUGUGUUUAACAUGUUCCAUUUUUUUCAGUAAAGAUUUGUAAAGACAAGUGAUUGGAAUUUUUAUUUAGAUGUCUUUACUGUGUGAAAAAAAUCCCACUUCAAGAAAAAAUGCAAAACUGUUAUCACAUUUUUAUCUUGCGCACCCCCUGGCAGGUUGCGCACCACACUUUAGGAACCCCUGGUUUCUGGUAACAUUAUCAAAGGGAGGUAGAUAAAAUUGAGAAACUGAAAUGAUUCAUUAGUUCUUCAAUAUAACACUGUAAGAACAAUACAGUGAAAAUUUAUAGAACAGAGUUGUGCGCAAGUCUAUUAAAAGGCACAUAGUUUAUACAGUAAAACAGUAAUUACCCCUCAAAUAACCCUGUACCUAGUACAUAACAAGACAAACAGAUGACUGCUGCAUUCAUAUCGCUCAGACAUGCUACAUUAAUGAAAUUCUUUGUUGGUUUUGUGAUGUUACCUCGCGAAGCUGAGAAAUAAAUUCAAGUCGCUCAACUAUCAGUGCAAAUAUUUGGUUAUGUCCAUCGCUGACGGAACAUUUCCUUAACGCUCCCAUUGUACUGGUGUCUAUACAAAGCACGCUCAUAAUAAAAUGUGACUAUCAGAUCUAUUUAUGUUAUAUCAUAUUUCCAGUUGUGCACCACUUUUGUUUCCUUUAGUGAAUAACUACAAAGUCAAUAAAGGAAUAUAUUGACACAAAGGAAAUUUCACAAUUGUUACAAUAAUUGCAUCGGAAUAACAAUGGCAUGGUUGAAAAAUGAUUUUGGAAUGCAAGUCAAAUCAAAGGAAGUUGUCUUUAUUGAAGGAGCUUUUUAGACGAUGGAUUGAGAAAUCAUUCCAUAUAAGUACCUGGCCUUUCUUGAGUUCAGUCUCACUGUGUUUUUAUUGUAGUUUGGUUCUUUGUUUUCUAGAGAUUCAAUAAGUGUACUGCAUUGCGUAGCUAACUUGUUUUUUUGAAAUAUUUGUAUACAUUUCCCUAGUUAUUUUAAGGAAAAGUUUACCUGAAAACAAGGACAAGCCGAAAGGAAGAAGAUUUUAAGGAAAGCAGCCCUAGCGGUCAUAUUGUUUAAAAGACGAAUAAAAAAAGGGGAAGUUACAUUUCCCACUGCUGUCCUUGUGCUAAGUAGGGGCGUGGUCGUGACUCCGCCCUGUUGGCGCGUUCCCGGAAAUUUCCGUUUGUUUCCGCCGCCUCUUGAAGAGUGGGACGGGUGCGUGAGGAGGAUCUGCCUUGUCAUUGUACUCUGGAGAAACGCGUGGUCAGCAGCUGAGAAGGAGAAAGGGAAACAGAGGAAGACAUCUUCAACCUUCUGCUGCAGCAUAUUAUCGGUACAUGUUGGUGCACAAAGGAGACUUCUAGUCAUGGAUACUGAGAAGAGUGGUGAAGCCUUGAAUGCGUCAGAGACUCCACAGACAGAGGAGACAAUCAUGGAAAAAGAAGUUAUUUCAAACGUGGAGACACUCGCGGAAUCCACGGAGUCUGAGAAGCCACCAGCUGCUGCUGAAGAGACGGAACAGCUGGCAGAGAACGGUCACGACACAGAAGUCAUAAACAUCGAAAAAAGAGAA
Messenger RNA from Cynoglossus semilaevis (tongue sole), 3538 nucleotides. It is a transcript of the gene odad4, whose product is annotated as outer dynein arm docking complex subunit 4. The coding region runs from base 323 to 1804 and encodes 493 amino acids. The transcript has 13 exons. Lineage: Eukaryota; Metazoa; Chordata; Actinopteri; Pleuronectiformes; Cynoglossidae. Gene Ontology annotation, molecular function: protein binding. The record is from RefSeq and is a predicted model, not a curated record. Gene Ontology annotation, cellular component: cytoplasm.